Molecule: messenger RNA, 2734 nt
Organism: Hyaena hyaena (striped hyena)
Lineage: Eukaryota; Metazoa; Chordata; Mammalia; Carnivora; Hyaenidae
Gene: BMAL1
Product: aryl hydrocarbon receptor nuclear translocator like
Exons: 21
Coding region: 571-2472 (633 amino acids)
Biological process (GO): regulation of transcription by RNA polymerase II; circadian rhythm
Cellular component (GO): nucleus; cytoplasm; transcription regulator complex
Molecular function (GO): DNA-binding transcription factor activity, RNA polymerase II-specific; protein dimerization activity; RNA polymerase II cis-regulatory region sequence-specific DNA binding
Source: RefSeq, a predicted model, not a curated record
AGAAAGUAGGUCAGGGACGGAGGUGCCUGUUUACCCGCGCCGGACUCACCGCCGCCGCCGCCGCGGGAUCCGAGUGGGGGCGCGGACGCGGGCACUCCCGCGAGCCACGGUGGUGCUGGCUAGAGUGCACGCAUUUGGACCCAAGCUUAACUUUUCAAAUGUGGAAUCUUAGGCCUUCACUGGUUUCUGGAAGAAGUUGACUGCCUGAAAGGAAACUACAAACCAUGAAAAUCGCUUUGAGGUGACCAAUAAGCCCAGUGGACCCUUGCUCCUCCUGAGGUGGAUCUGAGCUUUAAGAACUGUAACUUCAGAUGAAGAAACUUGAGCCCAGGGAGAGGGAGUGAGCGCCCUGGUCACGUGGUCUGGAGCUCGGCCCGUCUGCGGGCAGUGCACGGCCCUCUUCAACUUGGUUUGGACUUGGAGUCCCUUGCAAGCUGGCUGGGUGAGAGCUGUCAGUGUGAUAAACAAGCACCCGACCCUCCGCAAGACCACCCUGGCCACCACCACGUUAGAAGAGCACGUGGCAACAAAUGCACCUUUGUGCCUCCUUGUGCUAGGUCCAGACCUCCGAUGGCCGACCAGAGAAUGGACAUUUCUUCAACAAUCAGUGACUUCAUGUCCCCGGGCACCACCGACCUCCUCUCCAGCCCCCUGGGCCCCAGCGGCACGGAUUGCAACCGCAAGCGGAAAGGCAGCUCCACCGACUACCAACUUGAUGACUUUUCUUUUGAAGAAAGCAUGGACACGGACAAAGAUGACCCUCAUGGAAGGUUAGAAUACACAGAGCACCAAGGAAGGAUCAAAAAUGCAAGGGAAGCUCACAGCCAGAUUGAAAAGAGGCGUCGGGAUAAAAUGAACAGUUUCAUUGACGAAUUGGCGUCUCUGGUACCUACGUGCAAUGCCAUGUCCAGGAAAUUAGACAAGCUCACUGUGCUAAGGAUGGCUGUUCAGCACAUGAAAACAUUACGAGGUGCCACCAAUCCAUACACAGAAGCAAACUACAAACCAACUUUUCUGUCAGAUGAUGAAUUGAAACACCUCAUUCUCAGGGCAGCAGAUGGAUUUUUGUUUGUCGUAGGAUGUGACCGAGGGAAGAUACUCUUUGUCUCAGAGUCUGUCUUCAAGAUCCUCAACUACAGCCAGAAUGAUCUGAUCGGUCAGAGUUUGUUUGACUACUUGCACCCUAAAGAUAUCGCCAAAGUGAAGGAGCAGCUCUCCUCCUCAGACACAGCACCCCGGGAGCGGCUCAUAGAUGCAAAAACUGGACUUCCAGUUAAAACAGAUAUAACCCCCGGGCCAUCUCGAUUAUGUUCUGGAGCACGGCGUUCUUUCUUCUGUAGGAUGAAGUGCAACAGGCCUUCAGUAAAGGUCGAAGACAAGGAUUUCCCCUCUACCUGCUCAAAGAAAAAAGCAGAUCGAAAGAGCUUCUGCACCAUCCACAGCACAGGGUAUCUGAAGAGCUGGCCGCCCACAAAGAUGGGGCUGGACGAAGACAGUGAGCCAGAUAACGAGGGCUGUAAUCUCAGCUGCCUUGUCGCAAUCGGACGACUACAUUCUCACGUGGUUCCACAGCCAGUGAACGGGGAAAUCAGGGUGAAGUCUAUGGAAUAUGUGUCUCGGCAUGCAAUAGACGGGAAGUUUGUUUUUGUAGACCAGCGGGCAACAGCUAUUUUGGCAUAUUUACCACAAGAACUUCUAGGCACAUCAUGUUAUGAAUAUUUUCACCAAGAUGACAUAGGACAUCUUGCAGAAUGUCAUAGGCAAGUUUUACAGACGAGAGAAAAGAUCACGACUAAUUGCUAUAAGUUUAAAAUCAAAGAUGGUUCUUUCAUCACACUGCGGAGUCGAUGGUUCAGUUUCAUGAACCCUUGGACCAAGGAAGUAGAAUACAUCGUCUCAACCAACACUGUUGUUUUAGCCAACGUCCUGGAAGGCGGGGACCCAACCUUCCCACAGCUCACAGCGUCCCCCCACAGCAUGGACAGCAUGCUGCCCUCUGGAGAAGGUGGCCCGAAGAGGACCCACCCCACUGUUCCAGGGAUUCCAGGGGGAACCAGGGCUGGGGCAGGCAAAAUCGGUCGAAUGAUUGCUGAAGAAAUCAUGGAGAUCCACAGAAUAAGAGGGUCAUCGCCUUCCAGUUGUGGCUCCAGCCCAUUAAAUAUCACAAGUACACCUCCUCCUGAUGCCUCUUCUCCAGGAGGCAAGAAGGUUUUAAAUGGAGGGACUCCAGACAUUCCUUCCAGUGGCCUACUACCAGGGCAGGCUCAGGAAAACCCAGGUUAUCCAUAUUCUGAUAGUUCUUCUAUUCUCGGUGAGAACCCUCACAUAGGCAUAGACAUGAUAGAAAACGACCAAGGCUCAAGCAGUCCCAGCAAUGAUGAAGCAGCAAUGGCCGUCAUAAUGAGUCUCUUGGAAGCCGAUGCUGGGCUGGGAGGUCCUGUUGACUUUAGUGACUUGCCAUGGCCGCUGUAAACACUACAUGUUGCUUUGGCAACAGCUACAGUAUCAAAGUGCAUUACUGGUGGAGUUUUACAGUCUGUGAAGCUUACUGGAUAAGGAGAGAACAGUUUUUAUGUACUGUCCUCAUAAAAGCCACCUCAGAGCCAUUGAUACAAGUCAAUCUUACCAUGUGUAACUCAGACAAAGUGGAACUAAGCCUGCUCCAGUGUUUCCUCAUCAUUGAUUAUUGGGCUAGCUGUGGAUAGCUUGCAUUAAUUGUAUAUUUUGGAUUCUG